Messenger RNA from Trichoderma virens Gv29-8, 3275 nucleotides. RefSeq lists its product as uncharacterized. The transcript has 2 exons. Bases 1 to 2613 code for a protein of 870 amino acids. NCBI's taxonomy places the organism in Eukaryota, Fungi, Ascomycota, Sordariomycetes, Hypocreales, Hypocreaceae. The record is from RefSeq and is a predicted model, not a curated record.
AUGUCCGAAUCGCCCGAUUCCGAACGGUCCUCGGAAGGGCGAUCGUCUCCAAACGAGAAACUUCAGAUUCGACUUGUGCCGUACCAGCCGCCCCGGCUCAGCGGCGGUUCCGAGCUCUUCAACCCCAAUGCCUCCGUCGGCUCGCAUCUGGACAAUGUCGAAAUCCAUUCCGCGGACGAUUCGCCAAGCACCACAAGCCCUCCGUCUUCAGCCUCGACCAUUGCCGGCCCGUCUCGCGCCUCAGCUGGCAAGCGCCGGAGUUCAAGCAUAGGCCCCAAUGAAAUUCUCGAUACCGGUUCACCUCCUCUCGAGGCCCCCCCGCGGGGGAGAUUUCGAUCUCAAUCUUUGUCGCAAUCAUUAAAAACCCUGACAUCUCCGCCAUCCCCAGAGCUUCAACCAGCUGCUGCUGCUACUGCUGCUACUGCUACUGCUGCUGCUGCUACCACUACCCCUGUUCAACGUCGCCCCAAGAGAUUCAUCGACAUCAACCUUAAUUCUGACAACAAGACCUUCUCCCUCGUCCCCCUCAACUCAACACGUGCCUCCCGGACCAACUCUGUUGUUUCUACUCGCACCGACUCAAACCCACACUACUCCGUCGCCUCCAGUUCCUCUUAUAGACAGAAUUCCUCGAGCAUCUUUAGCGAGGACCGCCCUAGCUCCCCCUUGACGACACUGGCCGAGGAUAGCACCUCCGUGACUGCAUCAUCCAUCGCUCCAUCAAUCCCCGAAGAAGAAGAAGGGAUUACGGCAUCUCCUUGGAACUAUCGCCUCGUUGGUGGACUGCGCAAGGUUCAGAGUCAACUCAGCGAUGCCACCGAUGCCACCGAUACCUCCGAUACCACCCCCACCCGCCUGCCCCCAUUCCUAGAAGAAGAUCCCAUCGCUUCAGGCAAGGUUGUGGUGGAGGAAGAGCGCAUCGCUGCGUUCACUCUGACUACCAAGAAAUCAUUCCAGUCCAACAAAACUGGCAAUACGGUGUCGGAUCGUACGAAUUACAAGACGUAUGCGCAAAGCUCUUCCGGCCCGGACACUGUUCGCGGCUCCAUGGCAUCGGAUUUUGAUACCUCUUCACUCUUCCCCGGUGGCCCCAACUACGUCGUUUAUGACGGCGCAUCAACAUCUGAUCAAAGCCGGGCACACUCAGAUUCGGAAGUCAGGGAGACCCCCAACUAUGUCGUCCACGGACACCGACGGGCGCAAUCUGACGGGACGGACAUCUCCCAUGCACCGUCCGAAUACUCGAGGGACAGCAUGGUGGUGGCUCCGUUGCGGCCUAUGAGGUCAGGUCGUCUCUACUCCAGCUCGACGAUUCCGAGCACUAGAUCGCUCGAGCACAUGAGGACUGUCUCUUUGACAUCUGCUGCCGGCUCCUCAAUCAACCGAGAUACUGAUGCUGCUGUACCAGCGGGCGUGUCUACACAGAUCGACUUGGAAGGGAGACAUUCGCGUUCUCAGUCGACCGCUAGCCAAGGCGUUCAUCGCAGAAACACGUCCAGAACACAGCCGUGGGGCACUGCUCUGUCCACAGUCAUGUCAGAGAGCGAACGGAGCGACCCGUCGACUCGGUCCAUCUCUCGACUGUCUGGCAAUGCUCGCAGUAGCGUCUUCACGCUCAACCAGCUCAGGCAGACAGGAAGCUUCUCCACCUUUGGGCUCGAGGAGACAUUGGCCAUGGCAUCUCAUUCUCGAAACGGCUCUGUGGACCGACCUCAACCAGUCCAUGGUAGAGACACACCCUUUUCCACCGCUCGUCUAGUACGUGACCAUGAUGAGGACGGCGAUGGCCUGGCGGAUCUGGCGAGUAUGAACCGCCUUCCCUCCCGUGCCCGAGGCCUAAGCAUGGCAUCCGACCACUCAAGGGACAGAAAUCACCGUUCCAGAAGCAACUCCCGAAACAACAGUAUAAGCUACGCGUCGGUCAUUCCGGCAUGGGCAAGGGUCUAUUACGGGAGUGGAGAACGGCGCUUUUUGGCGGCGCAGCCUUCCAACGAGUCCAUGUUUUCGCAGUUCACCAGCAGCUUACACCGAGACUCGUCCCACAGCCGCUCUCCCAGCUACGAGCAAUACACUUCCGAGAUUACCAACCCCCGUCGUCGGCCCCGAGAGAUGCAACGGCGCGCUAGCGAAUCUGACUCGAUGGACAUCCGGCCCCAGCCUUACGUGCCUGUCGAUCACAGCGUCGUCAAGAAACAGACUUCCAGCGUCUGGUCACCGCAUCUACAAACCGACAGACGAGCCAGCCGAUAUAGCAUCUGGUCUCCUCCUUCGUUGGCUGAAUCUGCCGACUUUGGAAUCUGGAAACGAAACCUCCAACUUGUGCUGUUUGUUCUUGGGUUCAUCUGUCCAUUUACUUGGAUAAUUGGUGCCAUUCUGCCAAUUCCUCCCAAGCUGGAGCGAGAAAUGACCGAGCAGGCCUUCAGCACAGGCCAUCUGGAUAUCCGAAUGGAGGCACGCCAACAGCGGCUAUACAUCAAUGCGGAGCGCCUUCAUGAACGAGCCAGGUGGUGGAGAAGCGUCAAUCGGCGCAUGUCCAUCAUUGGCGCUCUCAUCAUCUGCCUUUGCGUCGUCCUGAUUGUCGUCGGCGUGACGCAGCAGUGGCAUCAUUCAUGAGCGUUUUUUGGAAGGGAGUUGUUUUUUUACCAACACGGAGUCAUCUUCUUGGGCGAAAAAAGCGAACACUUUUUUUGGGAUUUUUUUAGCGAUCAUAUUUCUGAUGGGACGACGAGAGAAACACUUUGGGUCUUCAUUUCUCUGGAUGGCGCCGACGUUCAUGGGGUUCGGAUUCAUUUCUUUUUCUUUUUACAACAUUUCUUUCGAUUUUUUUUUAACUCUCACGAGAUUACGAUUCAUUCUUCCCGCAUACAUUACAUACAUUAUACACCAUGGUACACACACACGCACGACGACUUUUUAUGCGUAACGCAAGAAAACCAACCUUUUUAACGUCUCUUUCGACAUAUUUAUAAACUGCCUUUUUAUUUAUAUACAUAACUUUUUUUUUUCUUUCAAAUACUUGAUGGAGCACGAGAUACCUGAUGUUGGAGGAGGAGGAGGAGGAGGACCGAUUUUCACAUGCAGAUAUGUACGAUAUACGCAUAACAAAGUUUUGGUUUGGGAGCUUUAGCUCAAAGGGAUGUUUGAUUGAUGGGAGGAGAGAGAGAGAGAGAGGUGUUUUUGACAAAAGAGCGGGUGUUGAUGAGUUGGCUUUGAAAGGAAAGAGGAGGCUAGAUUUCGCAAACAAAAAGCAGAUGAAAUAAAACCACAUUAUAUUU